AUGGCAGACUCGGGCGUGGGAGGGUGGAAUCGCCUUCGGCUUCGGAACACUUUUCUCGAGGUGACCUCAGAAGAGGACGUCCUUCGUGCUUCGGUAAAGUGGAGCAGAUUUUCUUCUUGGCCUUGUGGCGAGAGUGAUGCGCCGGAGCAACGAGGAGAAUCGGUCCAUUGCUUCGAUGCCGGGAUGCAGGUCCCGCCGUCGUCGCCGUCUUCGUCCAUCGUGGAGACGGAUUUCACAGCAUCUACUACGUCUACUGCCCACUCGAGUUCCGGUGAAUGCAACCCGUGCAUAUUCUUUGCGAGCUCCGCGGGGUGCCACAAGCAUGAGAGUUGUUCGUUUUGCCACCUCCAUCCAGCAAGGAAGGACGGUCCAGCAAGACGUGCACGCAAGCAAACUCGCGAUAAAUACAAGUCACAGGUGAUGCAGCUCUUUGCUGGAAAUCACGAGGACAUGCAGUCGCAGCAGGAGAAGCUUCAAAAACUUGCCAAAGGCAAUUGGUAUGUCCGUGCGUACAUUUUGGCGUGCUUGAAUGGCCACGAAAUGAUUGCCGACGGGUGCAUCAACGGAAUUCCUGAGGAAGAUCGACGUGGGAUUCUCGAACCAGGGCCUGUCCAACGCAUAGCAGAGUGA
Molecule: messenger RNA, 630 nt
Organism: Symbiodinium sp. CCMP2592
Lineage: Eukaryota; Dinophyceae; Suessiales; Symbiodiniaceae
Source: the annotation of a GenBank genome assembly